This is a messenger RNA of Pseudocercospora fijiensis CIRAD86, 1857 nucleotides long. RefSeq lists its product as uncharacterized. Gene Ontology annotation, biological process: secondary metabolic process. The record is from RefSeq and is a predicted model, not a curated record. NCBI's taxonomy places the organism in Eukaryota, Fungi, Ascomycota, Dothideomycetes, Mycosphaerellales, Mycosphaerellaceae. The transcript has 3 exons. Bases 41 to 1687 code for a protein of 548 amino acids. Gene Ontology annotation, molecular function: CoA-ligase activity.
CACGGACUGCUGGUCUGGGUUUCGUGGUAGUCUGCAAAAAAUGCCUUGGCUCAGUAAGUGGUCGUAUCCACUUCCCGAGGAAGAUCUCCUCACAUGGACGUUCGAUCAUUGCAAUUACGACAAGAACACGCCAAUUUACAUCGACCUCGAAAACCCCUCUCGCACGCUAUCAUGGACACAAAGCCGGACCGUCGUCCGACAGCUUAUCGCAGGCUUCCAUGCAGCCGGUCUUAGACCAGGCGACUGCGUGAUGAUAGCUUCAUUCAACGACAUAAUGUACUGCAUGCUCUUUCUGGCUCUCAUAGGCGCAGGCGGAAUAUUCACUGGCUCAAAUCCAGCUUACACGCAGUAUGAAAUUGCCCAUCACGCCAAGACCGCGAAAGUGAAGUACAUCUUGGUCGAGCCCGAACUACUUCCUCAGAUUUUGAAGGGUAGCGAGAACUUGGUCGACAGGAAGGAUAUAUUCAUCUUCAAUAUUCGUGGUCAAGCUUGUCCGGAAGGCUUCAGGUCGUGGGAAUGGCUUCUCGAACAUGGCGAGACAGACUGGAUCCGAUUCAAUGGCAAGGAUCAAUGCAGAAGAACCGCCAUGGCUCGCCUUACAACUUCAGGAACGACUGGACCUCCGAAGAUGGCUGUGCAGAGCCAUUACAAUGCUACAUCGUGGUUCACGAUGGCUUCUGAGAUUUCCGUCCCACCUUGGCAGAUUCGCAACUUGUUUCCACUGCCACUGUUCCAUGUGGCGACAGUGCCAGCAGUACACUGUGGUCCGCUGAGGAGAGGGAAUAUAGCGUACAUCAUGAGGCGCUUUGAGCUUGAAUCGUUCUUGGCUGCUGUGGAGAAGCAUAAGAUUUCUUUACUAGGUAUGGUGCCCCCGCUUGUGAUUGCGAUCAUCAACAGUCCGCUUCGUCACAAGUACUCUUUGAGAAGCGUGCGGAGAAUAGGUUGUGGUGCAGCACCUCUGGAUAAGGAUUCUGGUGAAAAGUUGAAAGACCUUUGCGCGCCAGGUUGUACUUUCACGCAAGUGCUGGGAUCCACGGAGACAACUGGGGUGUUCACGCUCUUCUAUUAUCCUGAUGAGGAUGAUACAGGUAGCGUUGGAAAUACUUGGUUUCCGAACUCGGACGUAAAGCUGAUUGACGACGAUGGGAAUGACGUGACCGAUUACGACGUGCAAGGUGAGCUCUGCGUGCGAGGACCGAGCAUCAUCGAUGGCUACUUCGAGAAUCAAAAGGCGAACGAAGAUUCCUGGGAUGAGGAUGGCUUCUACAAAACUGGCGACAUCGUGUACUGCGAUGGCAAGACCAAGAAGUGGUACAUUGUAGACCGAAAGAAGGAAUUGAUCAAAGUACGUGGCUUUCAGGUAGCACCGCCAGAAGUGGAAGGAGUUCUUUUGAGCCAUCCAGAUAUCAUUGACGUUGCCGUGAUUGGCUUGCCUGCGCCUGCGAACUCCGAUGCCGAACGACCGCGAGCAUAUGUUGUACGAGCACCUGGAUCCCAAAUCACGGAAGACGAUGUCCACAAGCUUGUCGCAGAGCGCCUUGCCGCGUACAAGAAGCUCACUGGCGGCGUCAAAUUUGUACAAGAGGUGCCCAAGAGCGCCAGCGGUAAAAUUUUGAAGCGUGUUCUACGUGAAGAAGCGCAGAAGGAGCUGGCUUCUGGGGCUGGGUGGAUGCGUCCAAAAUUAUGAUUCGCCUUCGACCGUAUUUGUCAGCUCUGGCGGCGAGGUAGACUCCUAAAACAGGCUGUGACUGAGGUCACCGUCGGAUCGUGAAUUGCGUUGCUGGAACUACCAGCUAGAUAUCGUGUUCUCAUCUAGCCACUAGGCUGACUGGCUGUUCAUGGCUAUCAUUCUUUGUG